This is a messenger RNA of Homarus americanus (American lobster), 6647 nucleotides long. Its product is annotated as PTB domain-containing engulfment adapter protein 1-like. Bases 282 to 1601 code for a protein of 439 amino acids. NCBI's taxonomy places the organism in Eukaryota, Metazoa, Arthropoda, Malacostraca, Decapoda, Nephropidae. The transcript has 11 exons. The record is from RefSeq and is a predicted model, not a curated record.
ACAUCCAUCUAUAUAUAUAUAUAUAUAACCAAGUGUGAGCACCUCGUUGAGAAAUUUAUAUAUAUACACAUAAUCUUGAUGCCCUCGCUAUUGACUUAAACCCUCAAGUGGAGUUUACAAGUGUGGUGUGUUAAGUGAGAGUGUACAAGAGGCUCUCACCACCACACGCCCUCACCUGUCCCAACGCCCUAAGAGCACCAGGCAGGCAGGGGUCAGCACACACCUUGUCUCUUCUGUAGGUGUGUGUGUGUGAAGGAAGCCAGCACCAGUGUUGACCAAGGAUGGGAGUGUUUGAUGGGCAGGCCAGAAUGAUGAAAAACUCCGGCCUUCUUAGGUGGAGCAACAACAAGAACAACAACAACAAGACAAACAAUGCUAAAAAUGCCAACAAGAACUGGCUCCACCCCCCAGAGGCACUACAGAAGGGACACAUUGCCUACCUGGUCAAGUUCCUCGGGAGCACAGAAGUUGACCAGCCAAAGGGCAUUGAGGUGGUGAAGGAGGGCAUCCGUAAACUUAAGUUUAAUCAGCAGCUGAAGAAGGCCGAGGGCAGCAAGACCCCCAAAGUGGAGCUGACUGUGUCCAUCGAUGGCGUCGCUAUUCAUGAACCAAAAACUAAGCGUAACCUGCACCAGUACCCGCUACACAGGAUUAGUUACUGUGCUGAUGACAAGGCAGAGAAACGGUUCUUCAGUUUUAUCGCCAAGGAGGCUGACUCUGAUAAGCACACAUGCUUCGUCUUUGUUAGUGACAAGUUGGCUGAAGAAAUCACCCUAACAAUUGGUCAGGCCUUUGACUUGGCGUAUCGGCGGUUUGUGGAGACAUCUGGCCGUGAAGUUGAGAUGCGGCGACAGCUGCUGUUGCUGCAGAAACGUGUGCAAGGGCUGGAGGACGAGAAUCAAACACUCAAGACACGCAUCACACAGUUGGCUACUCUUAAAAACAGACCUGAUGUGGAGGACUACAUGAAGGAAAACAAUAUAUCUGAUUUACUGACACUAAACGGUGAGAGCAGCACUGAUCCUGAACCCUCGUUUGAGCCUCUAGCCUCCAGCAGCGCCCUCGGCCCACCGCCCAUCCCACCACGCAACACACCCAAGCAGGAUGAUGAUACUGCGCUCAUACAGGACAUCUUAUCAAGCCCACUAACUUCAAAUGGUGCUGACGAGGAUGAUUUCAAUCCACGGGCAGAAGAAACACUAUUGUCUAAAGUGGGUGGCACAAACAGCUUCUCUAGUAAUGGUAGUCAUGAGGCUCAUGAUGAGGAUGAUGAUUUCAACCCCCGAGCAGAAGAAAAGAAGCCUCCUUCAUUUACUGCUGUACCUCCACCUGAAUUGAAUGGCUUUACUUCUCCACCAGCUCUUGUUCCUCCGCCUCGGCCUGUUCGGGCUCAUGAGCAGGCUCUAAACAAUGGUCUGUCAGAUGAUAUAUUUGACACAUCUGGGGAUCCAUUUGGUUCUGUGGCAUUCUCUCCUCCUAGCAACAGUGGUGAUGCCUUAGCACAGUUCAUUGAGAUGAAGGCCGGGUUCAGUCGUGGACUAUCCUUUGGAACCGCAGAUGAUGACUUUACUUUGGAAAGUUUGGAUCCACUGAAGAAUUAAUAGGCAAGGAUCAGGUAUUUAAGCCUGCCUCACAGAAAUACUCCCUGGGUUAUAAUUUUAUCUUCAUUAUUAUGUUAUUUGGUGUGUGCUGUUGCCGCUAGACAGUGGGACAGUAUCAGCCUGAACCAGAAUGGGCUGUGAUACUUUGAUACAAACUAACAGAGGUAGCACAAAUUCUCCAUCAAGUACUGAAGGGUAUUAAAUUUUAUUUUUGCAGACCUUUUUCCCUUUGCUGUAUUAUUACCUGCCUGGAGCUGAGCAAGUAGCUAUAUAUUUAUGCUUUUCAUAAUAUAAAUAUAAAUGAACAAAUUGUAAUAACUUGGUUCAUCAUUUAACCUUCUCAUGGCAGCCAGUUAAUUUUUGAUAUAUAUAAUUAGCUCCUUUAAGUUAUGCUGUAAAUAAUAUUUAGAAAGGUUUAAUGUUUUACAUGCUUCACCUGGGAUAAAUAUGGUGAGAGAACAAAUAAACUAUAGUCAUUAUCAUCUCAAGUUUUGGAGUGAGCUUUUAUCAUUGCCAUUACCACUUGGUGAAAAUAACAUUCCAUUUUAGUAGUUCCAUUACAUUCCUUGUGGGAAGGGAACACACAUCUUAUGAAUUAAUAUUUGUUCAUCUCACUAAGCACAACUAGUGUUUCAUUAUGUAGUUUGAAGAACAUGGGAAUGUCACUGGUGGAUAAUGUCCUGUGACCCAGAAAUAAUUCAGUAUUGUUGCCAAUAUGCUCACAUGAAUUUUUGCUGCAACUAAAAUAAGUAUUAAUAAUCAAAAAGUAUUAUAAAAGUAAUAACUGCAGGAGGUUAGAAAUUUCAAGCACUGUAUUUAAGGAAUAUUACGUAAAAAUAGUAUGAUGGAGAGUGAAAUUGGGUAAAUAAUAUUGUAAGGGAGGAGAGUGAUGAGAGCUGGAAAGUAACAGUGGGGAGGAACUUAAGCUUAGAGGUAAUAAAGGAACUCAAGAGAUGAUAUAAUAUUUCCUGUAUUAACUUACAUGAAGCAGAAUGCUCUAAAAUUUAAGGUACAGAGAUGAGUUAUAUAAGUGUUGGAAUGGCAGAGGGUGUUGACUGUGGUGUGGUGGAAUGAGUUACGAGAGGUUCUCUGAGAUGGUAUAGUCAUGUGAGAAGGAUGCAGGUGAGGAUCAUAGUUAAGAAUGUGUGGAGGGGCAGUGUAACAGGUGUGUUGGUAGAGGGAGACACCUGCAGCACCAGGUUGGAAUAAUAUAUAAAGAGAAAAGGGGAUGGGUGAAUGGGAUUAAAGGGGCCAAAGGGACACAUAGUGAUAGGAUGGCAUGAAGGCUCUUUCUGUCAUGACCACCUCUUCAGAGAGGAACUCCCUGGAGGAGUAUGGCUUCACAGAAAAGAUUAGAGGAGGUUAAAUAAUACAUGGCCAUCAUUAUAGUCUUAAAGAUGGAAAGACAAUUAGUGAUAUACAUUUAGGGAAAUAUAUGACUUUGGAAGGUAAAGAUUAAUAUAAUUUUACUGAAUCUAUAAGAGUACAUAGAGUAGGUAGAACUAAACAUAAUUUGUGGUUUAAUUACCCCAUUAUGCAGAAAUUUGGGCAAAUGUUUCACAUGCUGCUUGUGGUUGUGACAUUGAACUGUGUGUGUGUGUCAACACACAAUACUGAAUUGCAGAUAGAACUAGUUCUUCUGUAUUCUGUAAUGUCAGGAGCACUUUGGUAACGUUUAUUAUAUACACAUUGUGAUGAGGUUUGAUAGAAUAUUUGUAGAAUUAAACAAGUUUAGAUAAUAAUAAUUAAUGAUUUCUCCUUUACUCAGUAUUUUAAUGUUUGUUAAAAGACCUUGUUGGUGUUUCAGACAAUAUAUCUGAAGAAAUAUUUAUGAGUUUAUAAAAGCAUAGCAGAGUCUAUUGUUAAUUGUUUAUAUAUUAAAGAGAAAGCCAUCCAUUCUGGAGAUGUAAUAUAUAUAUAUAUAUAUACAUAUAUCCAUAUAGAUAUCUAUUAUAUGAAGAAAGCUUAUAGGUAUAAUAUACUGUUUACUCUAGGUUCACUAAGUUAUUUUGUUCAUGCAGUGAUAAUGCUAAUGUCAUUUAUCUCAUUCCCAACAAAGCAGACAAACAUGGUGGGUGAUGAGGAAUUAACUAGUUUGGAAAGACGGACUUAGUGCAGCUACAGCUAACUCUCAUACUGCAGUGUAUGGCAGUGGCUGGUCACCUUACUACAACAUGAAGCUGCUAUAACAGUCAGGCCACUGUAUUUCAACACAUAGUUGCAUUUAGAAUAAAAAUUGGGGCAUCACAUUGGAGCAUAUGGGUGCCUCUAGCAUUAUAGUUUGGUCACCAUACUGUAAUUAUGGAUCUGCUUCUUUAUAGCAGGACCAUUAUAUUGCAGUGUGUGGCUGCCUCUAGCAUUAUAACUAGACCAUCAGCCUGCAGUAUAUAUAUGGUCAUAGACUUAUAGCUUUACCAUCAUAAUGCAGUAUAUGGACACAACCCUAAUUAGUAUUAUAGGUAGCCAUCAUUCUACAACAUAUCACCCACAAAUUCUUGGUGCUGUUCACAUGCCUAUACAUUUAUUUACAGUUACUAGUGUUGCUGUAAAUAUUUAAAGAUAUUUUGCCCAAAAGUAUCUCAUACAAAUCCAGGUUUCUUACAGCCUCAAGCAGAAACACAACCUGUAUUCAAUUGCUGUAAUAAAAUUUUAAUAUAUAAAAAGUAGCCUUUGAUGUAAAAUUGUUAGAUGUUUUUUAUGCAAAAAAAUAUAUAUAUAAAUUGUGGAACUCAGGAGGCUGGGGGUUGAAUUUUUUUACAAUAGAUGAACCUAUAUUUUUUACAAAGGUAUGAAUCUCAGAGGCUUAAGUUAACUUUUUGGCUUGUUGGCAAAUGCUUUACCCGCAGUGAAUUUUUUAAUGUUAAUACCAUUAAUGAUUGCUAAUGCUGCAGCCACAGAUGACUGCUUGUUGUUUUGCACUCACUAUUUUCAGAGUAAGUACAUUUAAUUUUAUUUGUGAUAAAAUGAACAUAGAGCCAAUGGUAAUUGUACAAUGCUGGAGUUGCUGGUGCUGAUGGGUGUCCUGGUGAUUACAGGCAGAUGUACAUUGUUUCAGUGAUGAGAUCAGUGUUCCUUUAUUUAGAUAAAAGAUAGGUCCGCAUCACCUAGGACCCACAAAUCCAACAUUAAUCCCCCCCGCCUUGGAAGGGGACUUUGGUGUUCACAAAUCAUCAGCAACUUUGUCUCUUAACAGUAGAAAGAAGAUUGAUAUCCCUCAGAACUUUUGCAGUCAUUAAGGGAAAAAUAAUUUGGUCAGGAAUAUUAAACUACUCGUACUGUAUAUUGACCCAAGUACAGGACUGUGAAAUUUCAAUUACUGGACUAUACUAAAAAAAAAAAAUUAAAUUUUACCCAAUAUUAUUGGAACUACAGUAUUCAACAGAUGUUUGAAUUUGAAUGGUAGUUGUUUAUUAUUUCCUGGUCAGUUAAAGGCCUAGUUUGAUCAAGAGGUUUACAACAAAUUUGGGAUCAUCAAAAUCCCAUAAGUUAGGUCCUACCUAAUCAUGACAAGUGGACUUAGUUCUAGAAUGUUGCAAGUCAAAUGCACAAGGCCUCUAGUAAUCAAGGCCAUGGCGUAGCUACAAUCCUGAAUGAUCCAAUUUUAAGUAUUGUACACUGAGACCAACAAUAAAAAGUUAAUGUUUUGUAUGUUCUGAAGGAAUAGAGAAUUGUAAAUCACAAUAUGACUGCUUUAGAUAGCCGACAAUCAGUCACUUAACUAUAAUGUCAGGAGAGUUAAUUUUAUUUAUCCUUUUACAGAUGAUGUUUAAUUUUAUUUGAUAUCUUGUGAAAAAGGUGGACAUUAUUUUAUGCAGUAAUUAAUAUAUGGGGACUGAGAAGGUCUGGUAUAAACCUUGUCAGUUUUGUAGUGGGCCAGAUAUAUCACUGGACAAGCACAAUAUUUACUUUAUGUUAAUGAUGUCACAAUUAAGGUCACUAAUUACACAAAAUUAAAUACACAAAAAAAGGUCAGAGUAUACUAUAAUUUUUCCUAGUGCACAGUGGAUUAAUGUAGCAUGACUACAAUAAAGAGAAUAUUAUAGUCUUACAACACAGGUUACAUUCCUUGGUAAAACUGUGAAAUAAUUUCUCCCUUAUAUUUUAUAUCAUUAUUUUAAACGUUACUCUUCUUCCAUACAAUCAUGCACAUUGUCAAAACUCUUGUAAUGUCUCCGCUGGUGCAGUAGUUGGUUGUGAAAGGUAUUCUGCUUUAUUUCUUGAUGAGAUCUUAGCAUUAUGUUACACUUGAACUGUUUUGUUCUUUGUUUUUUGGUGUUCAUCCAUUUCUUUGUUAAAAAUCAUGGGAUAGUUUACACUCUAGUUAAUAUUAGUUGUUGAGCACAUUACAUGAGGUAAUGAUGAUGUGAUGAAUCCCACACAGAGGUUGUUUCAGCUUUUGUGCAUAUGAUGAUACAGCAGCCAUCACCCAGAUAUGGUUAAAUUAUCAGGACUGGAUGUUCUAGAAUCAUUGUCAGUGUCUGACUCAUCACCCUUCUUUUAGCUGUGUCAGCUAACUUUAUAAAUACAAAUCCUGAUUGACUCACUCACUCAUGAGACCCUUUUGACCAAAUCCUGUUGAUGCAGCUUAUAACCAAUUCUUUGUUACCCUUAUGUCUUACAAUUACAGUAUCAGGUCUUCUCUAGACUUUCAUCUUUACAUUUCCUGGAGAAUAUAUGACCAUCUGGGACUGUUCAUUCCUCCCUACCUGAACUUCUUCACUGCCUCACCACAGCUUAAUAUCAUACUCAUCUAAGUCUGAGCAUAUUCCAAAGUAACAUUUGCUGCUGUGCAGUUGACUGUUCCUUGUAUAUAAUCUGUUAAUUUUCUUGAUGUCUUAGUCUUCUAUUUGAUCAGUUUACAAGAAGACUUUCAGUAUUCUAUGAAGUUAUUGAUGCAUUGUUUUCUUUGCUCUCUUCUUUUGUAUUUUUUCAUAUUACUGAUUUUCUAUCCAGAUAUUAUGAUAUAGAGCUGAGAUUUCUUCUGUGUAAUGUACUAGACUAACAUUAACUUGUAGUGUCUGUAAAUAAAAUGUAUAUAUACAUAUA